CGUCUUCACACUCUUACGUUAAUUUAAACAUAAACUUUUCUGUGCAGCAACAUUGUCAGACACUAUCUUAAUGAGAUUCUACGACAACAAGAAAUGAAAAGGGCAAUUGAUAAAAUUUGUGAGGUUACAGUGUGCGUUGAAGGGGUUCUGAUGUUUCAUGUAAGAUCCUUCUUCUAAACAUGUUUUUUAAAAGAUCUAAAGUGACCAGUGGAAUGCUGAGAGGAAUCAGUGGAGAUUUUGAUCUGGAAUCAAUCAUGAUUUUAAAUCUUGAUGGUUUGCAUAUCAAUGAAGUCGGCAGUGUUGAAGAAUGUACUGGUCUAGAACAUCUAAUUCUCUCCAACAAUGACUUAAGUAACCUUAUCCCUCUCUCCAGUUUAACAAACCUCACUUCUUUGAAUUUAAGCAACAAUAAUAUUAGUUCCCUUGAAGGAUUACAGACUCUGGAAAAUUUAGAAACUUUAAACUUAUCAGGAAAUUUUAUUGAAAACACCAACAGCCUCUAUUGUUUGACUGGCUUACCAAAAUUAAAACAUCUACUUCUGCAAUGCACGGCCCAGAAACGAGUAAAUCCAGUUUGCCAAGAAGCUCUUUACCAGGACGAAAUACUUCUCAUGUUUCAAAAUUUAGAGUCGUUAGACGGUAAUAUCCUUUAUGGUGCUUGCAAAGAACUUAAUCAACUUGUAGAUGAGUUGGAUUCCAUACUCAUUGAUAAUCCUCCGAAACAGAUCAAGAGUAAGUAUAUCAACACCACCACCACCACCACCAUCAUUGUCAUCACUGCAGGAAAUGGACCACAGACAAAAAUUCUUGCCGCCAGCCCUUGCUUAUCUCACUAUUCUUUGGCAUUGGAUGUGAUGUGAAUAAUCUCCUGGAUA
Molecule: messenger RNA, 875 nt
Organism: Octopus bimaculoides (California two-spot octopus)
Lineage: Eukaryota; Metazoa; Mollusca; Cephalopoda; Octopoda; Octopodidae
Product: leucine-rich repeat-containing protein 61
Biological process (GO): outer dynein arm assembly
Cellular component (GO): cytoplasm
Molecular function (GO): protein binding
Source: RefSeq, a predicted model, not a curated record